CCCGUCACCGCGUCAUCAAUGACAUUCUCCAUUUCGUUCUCGUUCCCCAUAUCCGUCUCGCUCGGAGCUCGCCGGAAUCUCGAGCUUUUGCCGCGAGCGUGAGCAAAACCGAGGAGCUCCAGCCGGUGGAGGAGCUGAGAAGAUCUUUGGAUGGCGGGCGGGUACAGAGCGGACGACGAUUACGAUUACCUGUUCAAGGUGGUGCUGAUCGGGGACUCCGGCGUCGGCAAGUCCAACCUCCUGUCCAGAUUCACCCGCAACGAGUUCAGCCUGGAGUCCAAGUCCACGAUCGGCGUCGAGUUCGCCACUCGCAGCAUCCGCGUCGACGACAAGGUCGUGAAGGCCCAGAUUUGGGACACCGCCGGCCAGGAGAGGUACCGAGCAAUCACUAGUGCAUAUUACCGAGGAGCUGUUGGCGCAUUGCUUGUCUAUGAUGUAACUCGUCAUGUCACAUUCGAGAAUGUGGAGAGAUGGUUGAAGGAGCUGCGGGAUCACACAGACUCUAACAUCGUUAUAAUGCUUGUGGGGAAUAAGGCUGAUUUGCGACAUUUAUGUGCUGUUUCUACUGAAGAUGCGACGGCAUUUGCAGAAAAGGAAAAUACCUUCUUUAUGGAGACCUCUGCGCUCGAGUCUAUGAAUGUUGAGAAUGCGUUCACUGAAGUGCUCACCCAAAUAUAUCGAGUAGUCAGUCGGAAAGCUCUUGAGGCUGGGAAUGACCCUGCAGCUCUUCCUAAAGGACAGACUAUUAAUGUUGGAUCAAAGGAUGACGUCUCAGCAGUUAAAAAGGUUGGUUGCUGCUCUGCUUGAGGAUUUACCCGUCGAACAUUUAGGGAAAUGAAAUACGUCGUUUAUUCUGCAACCCGGGUUUUACGAGAAUACAUGUGGCAAGUCUCAAAUUUUCUCCAGUAGUCUCGUGUGUCAAGAUGCUUUAGUUUCUCAGCUCUCUUUGGUUUUCAGUUUUCUAUUUUAUACUUGUUGUACUCUUUCUCAUGUAUAAUUCUUUCCUUUUCUCUGGCUCUUCCCUUCUUUUUUCUCUUGGGUUGUGAUUGCUCUAAAUUAUUCGGACAAGCUCGAAAAUUGUAUUCUGAUAGCCUAGUUUCUGUAUUUGAGAUCAUGAGACGUGACUUGCACGGAGAAUAGAAUACAGGCACAUGAUUUCAUUUAAAUCCAGGGGCAUUAUUCCA
This is a messenger RNA of Syzygium oleosum, 1184 nucleotides long. Its product is annotated as ras-related protein RABA1f-like. Gene Ontology annotation, cellular component: endosome. The record is from RefSeq and is a predicted model, not a curated record. The coding region runs from base 151 to 807 and encodes 218 amino acids. Lineage: Eukaryota; Viridiplantae; Streptophyta; Magnoliopsida; Myrtales; Myrtaceae. Gene Ontology annotation, molecular function: GTP binding; GTPase activity. The transcript has 2 exons.